Molecule: messenger RNA, 855 nt
Organism: Rhizoctonia solani
Lineage: Eukaryota; Fungi; Basidiomycota; Agaricomycetes; Cantharellales; Ceratobasidiaceae
Product: Zinc finger, CCHC-type
Exons: 1
Coding region: 1-855 (284 amino acids)
Molecular function (GO): zinc ion binding; nucleic acid binding
Source: RefSeq, a predicted model, not a curated record
AUGUUUAUCUUUAACUAUAAACUAUACUUGUCAGAUACCAAGCUUAGCAACCGCAAGGCCGUCCUCUCAGUGAGCCAAUUCCUUGAGGACAAGGCGGCAACAUGGUACAUGAUGAAUGUAGCGCCAGACCCUGAAGCUUAUACAAUGGAAACAAUAUAUGUUGGACUUUACAAAUAUUGUUUCCCCCCCGACUUCAAGGAGGAGGUGCGACGUCAGUAUAACCAGAAGCAGCAAGGGGACCUGAGCAUUCAGGACUACUUUGCCAAGCUGGCUAGGCUCCGUUGCAGACUUAGGGAUAUUGACAAUAGACAACAUGUUCUGAGAAUCUGGGAAGGCGCCGCACAGUAUAUUAAGAUUGAAUGGGCUCUAAAAUACAUGCAGCCGGAAACUACAGACAUAGAUACACUGCAAGAAGCGGCAUUGGCAGCAGAAAGGGCGCAUAAGAUCAAACAGAAAAUUGAAAGGUUGGGAAACAACAAGGGAAAUCCACAGAAGGAGCGGUUGCGUAGCCCUCCCAGGAAGAACAACCGCUGUCCUAAUUACAGAAGCUUGGCUAAUGGAUUGAACAGGAGGAACCGCAACCAUAGAAGCGGGAGCUACAAUGGUAAUGGUAACAGGACAGACAAGCGCCAAGACAAGAAUAGACACAAAAUGCAAGAAGGAGGGCGCAAAGAGGCAAACACGAGGAGGGAGAAACUCACAAAUGAAGAACAAGACAGACUAAAGGCCGCCGGGCUAUGCUACGUGUGCCAGAGGUUGGGACAUCUGGCCCGGGACUGCCCAAAGCUCCACAAGGCAAAGCCGUUGCAUAUAUGUGCAAACGUGGUUAAAAUCAGACCCAAAGAGAAGGUCUGA